AUGGCCGCCCUAAUCCCCCUACGACGAUCUGUCCUCCGCUCUUUCGUCCGCCCGGCCCUCAUAGUCUCAUCCUCCGUCCGCUAUGCCUCCACCAAACACCCUAAAAACUUCACUCCACCAACACAAGAAGACCUCGAAGAACUCCGCGAACGAACCAUUGAAUUCUGCCGCCGCGAAAUCAGCUACGAUGUCGCUCAGGAAACAGACCACAACAACGAAUUCCCCAACCAUAUGUGGAAGAAAUUGGGUGAAGCAGGUCUACUCGGCGUGACAGCAGAUGAAGAAUACGGUGGUCUAUCAAUGGGCUACCAAGCUCACUGCGUCAUCCUCGAAGAACUCAGCCGAGCGAGCGGGAGCAUCGGCCUCUCCUAUGCCGCCCACUCGCAAUUAUGCGUCAACCAGAUCAUGUUGAAUGGGAACCAAGAGCAGAAGGAGAAAUACCUCCCCGGGUUAGUAUCGGGAGACAGUAUCGGGGCCUUAGCCAUGUCCGAGCAUUCUGCCGGCAGCGAUGUGGUAAGUAUGCGCAUGACAGCCAAGGAAGACAAAGAGAAAGGAGGCUAUGUCCUCAACGGCACGAAGAUGUGGAUAACCAACGGUCCGGACGCGGAUGUGGUUGUGGUGUAUGCCAAGACCGACCCUGAGGCCGGGAGUAAAGGCAUGACAGCCUUCCUCGUAGAGACUCAGAGCGAGGGCUUCUCCGUGGCUCGGAAACUGGACAAGCUGGGGAUGAGAGGAAGCAACACGGGCGAAAUCGUCUUCGACAACGUCUUCGUCCCAACCUCCAAUAUCCUCGGCUCCGUCAACAAAGGCGUCAAAGUCUUGAUGGAAGGCCUAGAUCUCGAACGCCUCGUCCUCUCCGCCGGUCCUCUAGGCCUCAUGAAAGCCGCCCUCGACGUCACCUUACCUUACGUCCACGAACGACACCAAUUCGGCACUCCCCUCGCCACAAACCAAUUAAUCCAGGGGAAGCUAGCAGAUAUGUACACCAAAUACCGAGCCAGCUCGGCCUUCACCUACAGCAUAGCCUCCCACAUCGACAACAACCACGAUAGUCCUGAUUUAGUGAUCAAGACGCAGGAUUGUGCGGGCGCGAUUCUGUAUGCGGCGGAACGGGCGACGGAGUGUGGGAUGGAUGCUAUUCAGUGUUUAGGCGGCAUGGGUUAUAUGAAUGAGAUGGCCGCGGGGAGGAUCAUGCGGGAUGCUAAGUUGUAUGAGAUUGGGGCGGGGACGAGCGAGAUUAGAAGGGUGGUCAUUGGGAGGGCUUUUAAUCGGGAGUUCGGGGUGCGGUGA
This is a messenger RNA of Recurvomyces mirabilis, 1290 nucleotides long. RefSeq lists its product as uncharacterized. Gene Ontology annotation, biological process: L-leucine catabolic process. Gene Ontology annotation, molecular function: flavin adenine dinucleotide binding; 3-methylbutanoyl-CoA dehydrogenase activity. NCBI's taxonomy places the organism in Eukaryota, Fungi, Ascomycota, Dothideomycetes, Mycosphaerellales, Teratosphaeriaceae. The transcript has a single exon. Bases 1 to 1290 code for a protein of 429 amino acids. The record is from RefSeq and is a predicted model, not a curated record.